GAGCCUGCUGCCGAGGUGAAAAGUGAGUCCGCUGCUGAAAAAUGUGAGUCAUCGACCGAGGUGGUGUGUGAGGCUGUGUGUGUGACGCCUGAGACCCUGGGUGAGCUACCCCCCCCCAACCCCCUCCAGGUUCCCCCACAGGAAGAAGAGCAGGCGGUGCAGGAGCCCGCCGCCGAUGAACCACAGGUGGCCGACGAGCCCACCGCCGAUGAACCACAGGUGGCCGACGAGCCCGCCGCCGAUGAACCACAGGUGGCCGACGAACCAGCUGCCGAGCCCGAGAAGCCCCUGCAGGAGGAGGAAGCUCAGGCGGAAGAGCCACUGCCAGUGGUCGAGGAGCCGCCUGCGGUCCAGGAGGAAGAGGCCCCUGUGGUUCAAGAAGAGCCGGUCCCCGCGGUUGAGGACGAGCCCCCGGCGGUGCAGAAGGAGGAGGAGGAGGCCCCUGUGGUCCAGGAGGAAGCGCCAGUCAUCCAGGAGGAGACCCCGGUGGCCCAGGAAGAGGGCGGCCACGUGGAGUCUCCCCCUGGAGACACCGACUGGUGGCUUGGCUCCGGGGCCGACGAGGCGGCGCCCGCCGGGGAUGGCGGCGAGGACGCUGGGCUGCAGCUAGGAAAGGAAGCAGAAGACGUGACCCCCAACACCACCACCGAACCCGACGCCGGCCAAGGGGGAACUGAGGAGACUGCUGACGCUGCUGCUGGCGCUACUGCUGACGAUGCAACCACCUUUGCUACCAGGUCCGACGAGCCUCUGGAGUAGAUGUUUUCUUUGGCAAAAAAUCAAAAAGUGUCGCCAUGACGAGCACUCCUCCGCUGUGUUAUAUCUUUUGUAAAAUGGCGAGUCUCUUUUUCUUCUUGUAAAGAUCUGGAACGCCCUUUGCUCUUGCACCAUCGAAAUCUCAAAGGGUCGUGAUAUACAAAUUAAUUUAGCAAUGUAACGGUACAGAGAACAGCAAUUAUAUUCUCUAUCAUGCUAUUUUUUCUGUUUUCGAAUUUCUUUUGAGAGGAAAUUUGGGUUUUGUACCUAAGACGGAUUAGCGUCACUAAAAUAUGCUUCAAUAAUGCAACUUGAGAAGUAACAACAACUCCACAUAAAAUAUUUUAGUAUCUCCUUUAAAAAGUACAGCGAGAAAAUUCUGUUACCUAUUUUCUUUGUCUGGGGGACUAUGGUAUAGUGUGACUCCCGGGUCGCUAUAGCAUUUCUCCUCCCAGCCAGUGUAGUAUUUACGUUAUUUAGUUUUGUAUUUCGUUAUUUUGAAGUGAUUUUUUUGAAUAUUGUGAAUGGAUCAAGAUUGGAUAUUGUAUCAAAGAUUAUACCAGGUUAUUUAUAACUUGAUUUGAUUGUGUUUAUUAUGUAAAUUAGCAGGCAGGAUCAGUAAACAAAAUUGUGCAAUUAGAUUAUGACGUACGAGACGGUUUAUGUUUCAGUGUAGCUUCUUCUGGCACUUUCUCACAGGGUUGUGUAUAAUGUCCGAUUCCUGAAUUCUUUACCAUAACCCAAGAAGAAGCAAGCUAAACUUGCUCGCGCUUCCACGCUGCUUGCACGCACCCCGCGCCAGACAUUGUGGAAGCGGCACUUGCGUGGUGGUUUAGAAUUCAGGACUAUGUAUGUGUUCCCUGUGUUGCAGUAUAACGUAAGUGAUGAGUGAUUUAUGUGUGCGCAGAUACGCAACACUAUCCCGGACCUUAAAGUUUGUAAAUAAGAAAGAGAGAGAUUACUGGCUCACUGACGAGGCCCACAUCCAGGGUCGGAUCCACGGAGGUGAUAGUGUUGCUGCUUGUGCAAAUGCGAGUUCGUUUUGUUUUGUUUAUUUUUUUCAUCAGAAAUGGGCUGGGAAUCAUAAUAAAUGUAGUCAACUCGCACGCAGGAACAGUCAGUCCAAAAUCAUUUUCAAAAAAAUGAUAUAUAAGUUUGCUAGUAAUCAGCUUAUUUGAAAUAUGUUGUGAUUAGUCUUUAAAAAAGAAAAACUUCAUCGUCGCGUUUCGAUGAUUUCAUUACUUUAUUAAUUUAUUUAUUUUGCGUCUGCGUCUACCUUCUUCCUGAUGAUUAUGUCUUGUUCACAAUAAAGAUGUUAACCACAGGGUA
Messenger RNA from Penaeus vannamei (Pacific white shrimp), 2085 nucleotides. The record is from RefSeq and is a predicted model, not a curated record. NCBI's taxonomy places the organism in Eukaryota, Metazoa, Arthropoda, Malacostraca, Decapoda, Penaeidae.